AUGAAAGUGCAAUUCAUUCUAUACUUAAUAUUUUCAAUUGGUUGUUUUGCUAGAUCAAGUGAUUACUCAGCUCAAGGUGAUCGUAAAUAUUUUUGGGGUUGUAAUGGUGCAUUAUCAGCUUCAGUAUCUUUUUGUUCACCGACUAAUUAUACUUGUAAGUGUGUUGACAAAAACUUUCAAGCUUCAAUUGCUGGAUGUUUAGACCAAAUUGGUAAAGCUACUAAAGGAGCAAAAUCUGGAAUGGUUAAUUAUUGUGAAAAUUAUGCAAUGUCAAAGAUUGAUGAUGAUUGGUACGAUGAUGCUUUGAAAUAUUACAAAAAGAAUGGUAAGAACGCAUGUGAGAUUCCUAAUUUUAAUAUGAUUAUAUCGAUUGAUACUCCAUUCAUUUUGAAUAAAGCAAUCGCCGAAGCAUACGCAGAAUCUUACACAAGAUUCUACAAUAACAAAGAUGAUUCGUUAUACUAUGGUGCAGCAUGUUUAGGAUACUGGUUAUUAGUACUAUUAAUAAGUUCUAUGAGUAAUUUCACUAAGUUCAUGUUUCCGAAUCUAGUCAAAAAGAUGACCAAUUCAAUAAUCAACUACUAUAGAAAAUAUUUAUCAAUUCCAGCUAUGUUUCAUAAAAAGAAAUCUCAGGAACAAUCAUUCUUUCAUAUUUUUAGCUUUUUAAUACUUUCAAGAAUGGAAUCAUUGAUUAUAUUCUUGUUUUAUUGUGUUACGAUCAUGUUAAUGUCUAUAAAUUUAAAAGCUAUUCAAGGUGAUGCAUUGUACACAGCAAAAUACAUGGCAGAGAUUAGAUACGUUGCAGACGUAAGUAAACCAAUAUUUCAUAUGAAUAAUUGAUAUUAACACAUAAUUUAGAGAUCAGGAAUAAUAGCUACAAUUGAAAUGCCAUUAAUAUUUCUAUUUGCAGGUAGAAAUAACUUUCUUCAAUGGUUAACUGGAUUUAACUAUAGUACAUUUGUUGGUUUCCAUAGACAUACAGCAAGAAUAAUGUUCAUGUUAGUUGUUAUUCAUGCAGUUUGUUUCACAAUUAAUUUUGGCAGUUAUUAUAAAACUGCGCUUGCUGAACAAUAUUUGAGAUGGGGCAUAACUGCAGCUGUUGCAGGUGGAGUUAUAAUGAUUCAAAGUAUGUUGUACUUAAGAAGAAGAUGGUAUGAAGUAUUUUUAAUCUUUCAUAUUAUAUUAGCUGCAUUUUGGACUGCAGGUGCCUGGUUACACGUUAAAGAUUUAGGUUAUAUUUGGUUUGUUUAUCCAUCUGUUGCAGUUUGGAGUUUUGACAGAGUUGUUAGAAUUGGCAGAUUAUUUGCCUUUGGAUUUCCUCAUGCUACUGUUACAUUAUUAAGUGAUGAAACUUUGAAAGUUAUUAUAUCAAAACCAAAUUAUUGGCAUUCAAUACCCGGUGGCCAUGCAUUUAUACAUUUUUUAAAACCAACAUACUUUUGGCAAUCGCAUCCAUUUACAUAUACUGAUUCAUAUGAAGAUAAAAAUUAUUUAAUUCUAUAUUGUAAAGUAAAAGGUGGUAUUACUCAUAGUUUAUAUAGAUUAUUAGUAAAUUCACCAGGUAGAUCAUGUCAAGUUAGAGUCAGUGUUGAGGGUCCAUAUGGUGAACCAACUCCAGCUAAAUAUGCUGAUUCUGCCGUAUUUAUAGCUGGUGGUAAUGGUAUUCCAGGUAUUUAUUCAGAAAUUUUAGAUAUUGCAUUAAAAUCUAAACAUAGUGAAAAUAACAAAUUGAAAUUACAUUGGGUAGUAAGAGAAUACCCUUCAUUAUAUUGGUUUUAUGAAGAAUUAUUAAAAUUGAGAAAUACAAGAAUUGAAACUACAAUUUAUGUUACAAAACCUGAUUGUCAUAUUUUCAUAGAAGAAUUUAAUAAUAGAUUCAACGCAGUUGAAAAAUCAUCAUGUCCAGAUUCUGAAGGUGAUAGUAAUGACCCAUGUGAAGAACAAGAUGAGAAAUUGGAUUCUUCAAUAAAGGAAAAAUAUAAAACAAAUAUUGAAUGCACAGAUAGUGAAGAGAAAUUAUGUGGUCAUGAUAUAGUUGAAAAGAUUAAACAUGAAUUAUCACAUAUAACAUUCAAAGAAGGUAGACCUAUUAUCAAAGAUUUAAUGACUCAGGAAGUCAUUGAAUCAAAUGAUUCAGUGGCAUUUGUAACUUGUGGUCAUGGAGCUAUGGUGGACGAAUGUAGGUAUGAAGCAACGCAAUUAAUUAGCAAUAAAGAAAGGAAGAGGAUUGACUUCUACGAACAGUUGCAAACUUGGUGUUAAAAGGUUUGAUUUAACUUUUCAUUACGUAUACGUUAAUAUAGAAAUAGACAAGACUGUAUAAAGAGUGGAAAUUUUUUUGCAGCACAAAAAGUAUAUUUAUUGUACGUGAUUCUGAUUAGAGAGGUUUGAUUUGCAACAAUUAAAAAUAGUUUAAUCCUGUAGUAAUCUUAACGGGGUUUAUGUUUGUGGUAAUAAACAGAGCAGAAUUUUAAAAAUUAACGCUAUAUUCUUUGCACUGAGCUCAUAACUGUAAUUAAAAGAUUUGGGGGAUACUCUGAGUUGAAAAAGCUGCCCUGACAAGAAAUAGAAUGUAUUUUAUUGAAUUUCAAGGUACAGACUUUGUCAAUACUAAUAUAAUUAUUCAAUGAAAUUGAAAAAUCAAAGAGAACAAGUUUUUGGCAAUUAUUCCGUUCUUGUAAUCAACAGUCUAUGAGAAACUCAAACUCAUCGAAAGGAUUGUGAGAAAAUACCUUCAAAAUGGAUUAUUAUUUAAAGUUGAGUUACACAAAACCAUUGAUGAAAUUGAUAAAAAAAUUAUUGUGAUUGGAUUAAUUUUAUUUUUUAACUCCCUAAUUCUUUACCUAACUCAGGUUGCAUUUGAAACAGAGAUCAAUUUUCAGUUUUAAAGAAAACCAGCCAAAGCUCAUUACUUGAAGUUCAGAAGGAUUGAUAACACAUCAAUUAAAUCGACAGAUUAGAAGUCUGAAUAUGUUCAUCAAAAAAAAACAAAGUGACUAAACUAUUGAGACUAAGAACUCGAGUGUUAGACUAUCAUUCCUUUCGACCUACUGAUCUUUUAGAUAAAGUCAAAAAUGAAACCAAUUAGAGAUGAGCUUAAUAAUUAUUUUAGGUAAAAUUGGGUUUUCCCUUGAAAAAAAAAAAAAUAAUCUCAGAUCUAAAAAAAAUAUUUCUUGGCUCAUAAUCGUUUAUGACACAAAAUCGUAGUAAUAAAAUAUAUUAAGAACGAUAAUGAGAAAUUUUAAAGCAAAGUGCACUGUUUAAUGUCUUUCUUUAACUAAGGUAUACGAUAACAAUAUAGACGUACCAGCUUGUUACCCCCCAUACCCCCCCCCCCGCUGAUACCCAUCCCGUAAAAAAGUAGUUACUAGCUCUAUAAAUAGAAUUUCAAUGAAUAAUUGCUGCAAAAAUAUUAUUAAUACCAGCUAAGAAAUAAUUAUAAAUGAUUAACUUUUUAUUUAGUCACAUGUUUCUUCCUUUUGGUUUUGCAACCAGAACUGCUCCAUAUUCCAGUUAUGAAUAUACAAGAAAUGUUUAAUGUUGUAAUUACGGAUUUUCAAAAUCAGUCUCAGUCUGUGCAAUUCCAUAUAAUACAUCCUGUUUAUGUCAAAGUAAAGAAGCUUUAGCUACUUAUACUAGUUGUUAUGUAACAAGACCAGAAAUAACAACUGAUUUAGAUCAAUUUAGUUCAAGUUGGUCAAAUGAUGAAGUAUCAUCGAUUGAAAAGAAUAGUUCUGUUAAAGAAGAUAUAAAGGAAGAAGAGUUUGAAAAAGAUCUAGAUUAUUCAAGUAUUAUAAAUAAUAUUAAAUUAGAAUUAUCACAUAUAUAA
This is a messenger RNA of Insectozyma verbasci, 3829 nucleotides long. NCBI's taxonomy places the organism in Eukaryota, Fungi, Ascomycota, Pichiomycetes, Serinales, Debaryomycetaceae. The record is from the annotation of a GenBank genome assembly.